Messenger RNA from Lolium rigidum, 1540 nucleotides. Its product is annotated as flavonol 3-O-glucosyltransferase UGT89B1-like. The record is from RefSeq and is a predicted model, not a curated record. Lineage: Eukaryota; Viridiplantae; Streptophyta; Magnoliopsida; Poales; Poaceae. Bases 77 to 1462 code for a protein of 461 amino acids. The transcript has a single exon. Gene Ontology annotation, molecular function: UDP-glycosyltransferase activity.
UCACUCAUCAAUUCCCUUCCAGGAUUCUCUCUCUCUCUCGCCUCCGCUCUCCACAGACGAACUCGAUUUCUCGGCCAUGUCUUCCGCCGACGUGUCCUCCCGGCGCCCACAUGUUCUCGUCAUCGCCUUCCCGUCGCAAGGCCACCUCCUGCCACUCCUCGACUUCGCCCAUCUCCUCUCCACGCGCCACCGCGUCCACAUCACCGUCGCCGCCACCCCGUCCAGCCUCCCGCUCCUCUCCGCCUUCCUCGCGUCCACCCCUCUCGCCGCCGCCCUCCCGAUGCCGCUCCCUGACCCUUCUGCUCCCGAGCAGGCCGGCCAACUCGCCCCGGGCACCCACCACGCCCUCCUCGCCGUCCCCCUCUCCACCCUCCGUGGCCCGCUCGUCUCCUGGGCCCGGGCGCAGCGACACCCGCCUACAGCCGUUCUCUCCGAUUUCUUUCUCGGAUCGGCGCAGCUCAUCGCCGACGACCUUCGAGUUCCGCGGGUCGUGUUCUACAGCAGCGGCGCGUUCGCCACGGCGGUGGCAGAACCCCUGUGGAGCGGCUCGCUGCCGCUAGAUCCGAACAGUUCGGUUGUUCUGGGCGAUCUCCCGGGUUCCCCGUCUAUCCCCUACGCACACGUGCCGUCGAUGUUGAAGGCCUACGUCCCCGGCGACCCGGACUGGGAGCUCGCACGGGAAGGGUUCCUGCUCAACUCCAGAGCUUGGGGCGCCGUGCUGAAUACCUUCGCUGCGAUGGAGGGCGACUUCUUGGAGCACCUGAAGCGGCGCUUCGGGCACGGCCGCGUGUGGGCGGUAGGCCCGGUUUCUGCCUCCGGUUGCCGCGCACGGGAGAGGCCGGCGGCGGAAACAGAGGAGCUGUUCUCUUGGCUCGCCGCUUGCCCCGCGCGUUCUGUGCUCUAUGUCUGCUUCGGGAGCAUGUACAAGCCGCCGCCGGCUCAGGCGGCGGCGCUGGGCGCAGCGUUGGAGGCGAGCGGCGUGCGGUUCAUCUGGGCGGUGAGCGCGGACGUCGCCGUGCUGCCGGAGGGGCUGGAGGAGAGGGCUCGGGACAGAGGACGCGUCGUGCGUGGCUGGGCACCGCAGAUGGAGAUCCUGCGGCAUGCCGCGGUGGGGGCGUUCGUGACGCACUGCGGCUGGAACUCGACGCUGGAGGGCGUCGCGGCGGGGGUGACGCUGGUCACGUGGCCGAUGAAGGCAGACCAGUUCAUCGACGCGCGUCUCGUCGUUGAUGUGCAUGGCGCCGCCGUGCGUGCUGCGGAAGGCGAGAGCGCUGUGCCUGAUCCGACCACGCUCGCGCGGGUGUUCGAGGACGCUGUGGACGGAGCGGAAUUGGCUGGGGUGAGGGCCAAGGCUGUCGCCCUCGCCGUGGCUGCCGCGGAGGCGGUGGAGGAAGGCGGCAGUUCCUGGCUGGACUUGGAGAGGAUGGUGAGGGAGCUGGAAGCCGUCGCGGCGGCGGCAUAGGAGAACCGGCAGAGCCGCCGCGGCAUAUAAUAGCCCUGUCUACAUGCGCCGUAUUUGGGUAUUGUGAUUGCGUCAUGC